CCCGUGCACGUUGGUGUUCUUCAAGGUUAGCGUCCCGGCGAGGUCAGGAACGCUCGGUGUGGGUAUAAAGAGGACCCGGGAACAUCACCUCGACACAGUGCGGUUCCCUCCUCCGUCUCCAACUCACCUCAACACACACACCGGCACCAUGAGGACUUUGGUUGUUUUGGCAGUGCUCGGCGCCUGCUCUGCUUUCCCCUUCAUCCCGGACGCCCCUGAUGUGGCGGCUGAGAAAGCCCGCUUCUUCCAAGCGUAUCAGGCUGCUCAUGCCGCCAAUCUGCCCAGAAGGCGCCCCACCCACAGCUUCGCGCCCCAGCAGGGAGCGCCCCAGCAGAGCUUCGCGCCCCAGCAGGGCUUCGUGCCCCAGCAGGCCUUCAACCUUGCCCCCGCCCCCCAGCCCAAGUGGACCGGUCCCGUGGCUGCCGUCGUCCCUGCCGGCCUCCCUGGCUCUUCCCCAGUCCUGGCUGAGACCCCCGAGGUUGCUGCCGCGAAGAAUGCCUUCCUGAACGCCUACAGCGCCCAGAUUGCCGCCACCGUCCCCCGCACUCCCUCUGGCCCCCAGCACACCUUCCGCCCUGCACCCCAGCAGUCCUUCCACUCUGCACCCCAGCAGUCCUUCCGCCCCCAGCAGUCCUUCCAGCCCUCCUUCAGUGCCCCCGCUCCCCCCCAGCCCAAGUGGACCGGCCCUGUGGCUGCCACCGUCCCCGCUGGCCUCCCCGGCUCCUCCGCCGUCCUCAACGACACCCCUGAGGUGUCAGCCGCCAAGAAUGCCUUCUUCAGGACCUACACUGCCCAGGUGGCAGCCACGGCGGGAGCGCCGGGUGGCAAUUUCUUCUCCAACAUGAGGGCUCUGGUUGUUUUGGCAGUGUUGGGCGCCUGCUCGGCUUUCCCAUUCAUCCAAGAUGCCCCCGACGUAGCGGCAGAGAAAGCCCGAUUCUUCGCAGCUUACGAGGCUGCUCUGCCCGCUACCCCCCCUAAGCCGGCUGACCCACCCAAGUGGUAUGGCCCCCUGGCCUCUUCCAUCCCAGCCGGCCUCCCCGGCUCCUCCCCAGUGGUGGCCCUCACUGCUGACUUGGCUGCCGCUCGCAAUGAAUUCUUCUCGACCUACAACGCCCAGGUUGCCGCUGUCGCCCCCCUGUCCAAGAAUGCCCCAGUCUUCAAGGUGGUGGCAGUAGCCCCCGGCCCCUGGACCGGCCCCGUGGCAGCCACCGUGCCUGCCGGCCUUCCCGGUUCCGCCCCUAACGUGGCCGACACCGCCGAUGUCGCCGGCGCAAAGGCCGCUUUCUUCGACACCUACAACAGGCAGGUGGCUGCCGUGGCGCCAGCUCCCAAGGUCUAAGCCGCACUGUGAUAGAUUAAAUUUAAUUCGGACAAUUUGGUGGAAAUGUAACAUUUAUUGAGAAAAUUCUCAGUAAAGACCUGAAAUUCA
Messenger RNA from Eriocheir sinensis (Chinese mitten crab), 1429 nucleotides. RefSeq lists its product as uncharacterized. The record is from RefSeq and is a predicted model, not a curated record. Bases 149 to 1339 code for a protein of 396 amino acids. NCBI's taxonomy places the organism in Eukaryota, Metazoa, Arthropoda, Malacostraca, Decapoda, Varunidae. The transcript has 4 exons.